UUCUUUCGUGGUGCAUUGGAUCCGUCUAUCUCUCUCUCUCCCCAAAAUUCAGCUUUUCAUUGGCAUUCUAUCGGUUCAUAGUGCCCCCUGAGCUCUCUUAUCCAUUCGUUUAUCAGGACUUCGAGCCAGACGGCGACAGGGAAUUGGCAAUCUAACACAAUGACGUCUCCGUUAACGGCUCAAAGCUCCAACAGCUCUCUCCAGAGCUCUUGUGAAUCAGUGCGCCGCAGGGCAUCCUCGAUGGGAAAUGAGUUCAUGCCGUCAGAGUUCCCUGAGAAUUUUGGAGAGGUUGUUAAAAGUGUCUAUCGAUCUGCUUUCCCGCAACCGUGGAGCUUCUCUGCGCUCAAAAAGCUUGGCCUUCGGACUAUAGUCACUUUGGUAGACGAGCCUUAUACGCCAGAGCACAUGAGCUUCCUCAAGGAAAUGGGGAUCGCGCACAUCCGUAUCCUUGUCGAACCCAACAAGGAUCCUGCAGUCAAGUCUCCAGACUACGUUAUCUGUCAGGUAUUGGAAGUCUUGCUCAACAAGGCCAAUCACCCUGUUCUUGUCCAUUGCAACAAGGGAAAACAUCGGACCGGCUGUGUGGUCGCCUGCUUCCGCAAGAUUCAAGGUUGGCGCAUUGAAGAUGUGCUGGCUGAGUAUCAGACAUAUUCGUUCCCCAAGUCAAGGCCGCUGGAUCAGAAAUUCAUCAUGGCGUUUGACGCCUCCCAGCUCUCUAGCCUGGCACAGAUCUCUGGCGUGAAAAUGUGGCAGUCUGCCAGUCUGCCGAAGGCAUUAUCUGAAGAGAAUGCCAAGGAUCAGGCUUCAUCCUCGAGUCGGCUUCUACCCUCUCUGGGCAAAAUAUACGUGACUUGAUAACCCUAUGUCGAUGGAACUCACGCUGUUCUUUUCUGUCAUCUGUGGUGUGCCUGGUCAUCGCAGUAGUCGGUGGUCUGACAACGCAAGUUUUUCAGCUACGUCAAUGUCGUUGCAAUCUUGGCCAUGAAACCGGCUGAUGAAUCACACCACCUAGCUCUUGUCGCCUCUCGUUCUGCAUCAAAAUCUACUCUUUUGAUUAGAACACUGGCCAUCAGUGAAAGGCUUGUGUACCCAGAGCGAGAGCCACUCAAACUCCGCAGCGCUCCGCGAUGUCUAGAGGCUCCAUCAAUUUGACUGCU
Messenger RNA from Aspergillus brunneoviolaceus CBS 621.78, 1157 nucleotides. It is a transcript of the gene yphA, whose product is annotated as tyrosine phosphatase family protein. The transcript is spliced from 4 exons. Gene Ontology annotation, molecular function: phosphatase activity; inositol diphosphate tetrakisphosphate diphosphatase activity. Gene Ontology annotation, biological process: protein dephosphorylation. Gene Ontology annotation, cellular component: cytoplasm. Lineage: Eukaryota; Fungi; Ascomycota; Eurotiomycetes; Eurotiales; Aspergillaceae. The record is from RefSeq and is a predicted model, not a curated record. Bases 160 to 855 code for a protein of 231 amino acids.